GUCACACUUUUACUAAAAUGUUUUUGCAAUGUUUUUAAAUAAAUAAAUAAAUUGCUAUAAUAAUUUUUUUUUAAUAAGUUUAGAAAAUAUUUAUUUUUAAUGAAAACAUUUGUGAGCAAUAAUUUUCUUUCUCAACAAUUCAUUCGAAUCAUGUCCACAUCAUUUAUUUCUACUGCUUUGACUGAAGUGAAUUUAAAUAUUCAGAAAGCAUUCCAAGUUUCUUUGAAAGUUCAUGGCAAUUUGCAAGUAAUGCCUACUCUAAUAGUGGUAAGUAAAACAAAACCACCUGAAAUGUUAAUAGAAGCUUACAAUCACGGACAAAGAGAUUUUGGUGAAAAUUAUGUACAAGAGUUGGUUCAAAAAGCUUCACAUUUAAAGAAUCUUGGUUACAAUGAUAUUCGAUGGCACUUCAUAGGAAGUCUGCAACGAAAUAAAGUGAAUAAUCUAUUAGAUGUUGAAAAUUUGUUUGCUGUUCAUACAGUUGGAAGUAUAAAACUUGCGGAUGCUCUUGACAAAAGUUGGGCAAAAAAAAAUACAGGCACACAACUAAAUGUUUUUAUUCAAGUUAAUACUAGUGCUGAAGAAAAUAAAGGAGGUUGUGAACCAAAUGAAUGUGUUUCUUUGGCAAAGCAUAUUUUAAAUAGUUGUAAAUCAUUGUCACUUUAUGGUCUAAUGACGAUUGGUUUAUUUGACUAUGAUUACUCACAAGGACCAAAUCCUGAUUUUUUAUGUCUGUCAAAAUGUCGACAGGAUGUUUGUACAAGCUGCGGAAUUGAGGAAAACAAUCUCAUGUUAAGUAUGGGGAUGUCUAACGAUUACCAAGAAGCUAUUUCUGCUGGAAGCACUCACGUUCGUAUUGGAAGUUUGAUAUUUGGCGCUCGUUGAACAGAAAAUUGGAAGCACUCACGUUCGGAUUGGAAGUUUGAUAUUUGGCGCUCGUUGAACAGAAAAUAUUUGUUCGAUAACUAAUUUGAAAAGUGUGCGACUGAUCACUAUUGAAGUUGCUUUUUUAAAAAAACUAUUAUAUAUUAAUUCUUAAUGUAUUUUUUACCUAAGAAAAAAGUCAUACAA
This is a messenger RNA of Hydra vulgaris (swiftwater hydra), 1071 nucleotides long. NCBI's taxonomy places the organism in Eukaryota, Metazoa, Cnidaria, Hydrozoa, Anthoathecata, Hydridae. The record is from RefSeq and is a predicted model, not a curated record.